Messenger RNA from Pseudonaja textilis, 5701 nucleotides. NCBI's taxonomy places the organism in Eukaryota, Metazoa, Chordata, Lepidosauria, Squamata, Elapidae. The record is from RefSeq and is a predicted model, not a curated record.
GGGCGGGCUUCUACGAAUAUGGGUCCCUCUCAGGGUCAGUUCAGUGCGGCCUCCAGGAGGCGAAAUACUUGGUGGGAACCACGGUCACGGCCUGCGCGUUCAUUGGGAAGCGGGCCCAAAACCUGUUGUGCCACUAACUGCCCCAACCGGGACGCUCGGCUGAACCGGUUGGUGUCUGAAAUCCGUAACUUAGCCAGACCACCAAUUUGUAACUUGGCCAGACCACCACUUUCAUGGAUUAGUUGGUCAAUCUCUCUUUGUUCUUGCUUCAGAAAUAGUCUUCAAGAAAUCCAGUGCUUCUUUUCAAGAGAUCUGCAGUUCAGUUUGCAGUGUGAGAAGACCCACAGCGACAACUAUCCAGCUGCCUCCCACAACUUUGCUGUCUCACUGCAUUUAUUCUCAGCCAAGGCCUAUGAAUUCAUGAGGAAAACUUUCCUACUGCCAGAGCCAACUAUCUUGCACAUGAUAUGGCUUUCAAAUUUGGAUUAUAAACCAAAAUUCACCCAACAAGCCUUCAAUGUUUGGCAGAGAGACCUCAAGCAGGGAAACUGAGCUUUCAAGUGGUGUGCUCUCCUUCUUGGCACAAGGCCCUUAGAGAUACGAAUCCAUUAUUAUCCUUCCAUCAGGCAUUUGGAAGGCCUGGUGGAUGUGGAUGCUGAGAAUUAUGAUGCUAAUGAGAUACCAAGAGCAGCAGAAGCCCUUGUUGGAUUUCAAAGUCAAUGGAUUGUACCACUUUACUACUUCCUCCUUGCCACCCUUACAACGCAGGUGUUUAGUACAGUACAAGUCCUGCAUUUUGCAGCCAGACUAGGCCUGCCUCAGUUUCGUGGUCACGAAACCACCAUAUUCUUUAUAGAACCGAGUACUGUUUUUGAUGCAUGCAGCAGCUGCAACGCCCAUGGAGAAGGCCUCAGAGCACCACUGUCCUCUACCAAUGCUGUCACUUUUAACAGCCUCUGCAAUGAAUAUGAGAAUCUGCUUCACAAACUAGGCACAACAAUUGCUUAGCUACUGUGGCCAAGCAAUCAUCACUGGGGAUUUUUUGGCUUUCUGUUGAACUUGUGCAGUCUUCAGUGGAUGAUGCAAACUCAACUACUGGCAGAAGACAAACCCAUUACUUGUCUGCUCCCUGGUUGGUGGAUUCUGGAUCCCUUAGAGUGGUAUUGGGGGUGGGGGAUAAGACAUGCAUGUGGCCACAGAGAGAUUACCACCCCAGGGAAAAUCCAAAGUGCACAUAAGCUUAUCUUGAACAGAACUGUUUCCAGUCUGAGCCUUGACUCACCCACCCUAUCUUUAUGCAGACAAAGUUUACAGUUGCAAGUUUUAGCCUCUGGGCAAAUACGGCUGUUGCCCUGGGGUUCAAAGCUUCUCCUAAAGAUGGACAGUAUCAUGUUAUCCUUUCAGACUGAACUUGAGAAGGAUAUAACUACUUCUCUUGCUUGUGCAAUUUUGAGAAAACCGCUGCCAGUCCUGCCCUGUGCUGAGUGUUGUGCUGCACUCCUGAGCCCUUGUAAAGAACUGCCUGUAGGCAGCAGUGCAUUGAUGUGUGUGAAGAGCCAGGGGAGUGACUACCUCCCAUCGAAUGCUGUCAGAGUGAUUUACAGAACCAAGCAAGUGAUUGGCCUUUCUCCCUGGUUCUUCCAAGGCUCCAGCCCAUCCGAUUGCUUAGCACAAGAGUGGGCUAUAUUGGAAUAUGUGACUGAAGAACCUAACCUUUUCUCAUCCCUGAACGAUCAUCCCUUUGGAAGCAGUUCUCAGGUUUCCAACCAUUAUGUCAUUUUGCUGCAGCAACUUGUGCAAACCUUCCUGGAGCUGUGGUUUCAAGUAGAGCAAAAAGCACAGACUAUGCCUUUGAUUCGUGAGUGUAACUGUGUGAAAGAGAUGACAAUAAACAGAGCGGAGAAGUUGCCAACAGCAGCAGCAGGAGUUGGCCCGAGGAUCUACCUGGGCUCAUGAAAUGGUACCAGGCCAUCUGGAGGAGAUGGGAUGGAAUUAAAGAGAACAUUAAUACAUAGGAAAUUCUGAGGCAACCUGAUGAUUAAAAAAAACCGUGACGAUCAAAGCCGAAACUAUGAAGAGCAUUUCUAAAACCAAUCCUUCAAACAAAAUACCAUGUUUGGUAUUUGAAGAAUGUAAUUACAAGGCUUACAGCUUAAGAGUUUCUGUUGUUCAGUCAGAGGCUACUAUAUGGUCCCUAGACAAACAUUUUCUCCUCAGUAGCCUCUCUGUGUCAUAUUAUUGCGAGCUUUUACAGGUUUAGCUUGGAAAUGACAGCUUGAGAGUUUAUUUUAUCGUGAUAAAAUGGGUGAUUGUUUAGGAAUGAAAAUGCCAGCAGCCCAUCCUGGUCACGUGGUUCAAGGUGGAACCUUGCGGGAAGUAUUUGAUCAGGCCUCCUGACCUUUGAUGAAGUGGGAAAUGACCUUUGGAUUUUUGUAAGAUGACCUUUGAAUUUAUGUCUGUUUUUUUAUACAUUUGUUUUUUGGAGUCAAAAUUCUAUUACUGCAUGUUUUACUGUAGCCCUGCUAAUUUAUCAGCCUGGAAUCAAUGACCCGGAAGGAAGGAUGUCAAUGAUUGUUCAGAAGUAUGGAACAAUUUUCCCCUCAAGUCAGAAAUGAAACUUGAUCCUUGUAGCUUGUCCAACAGCUCCAGAAAAUAUGCUUCUGUUUGUUGAUGCGUGGCAGCCUCCCCAUGGGCACCCGGAAUUGUGAUAAACAACAAAAGCAUUUUAUAGAUAAGAAAAUCCUUCCUGCUAGCAGCAUAACUGCUAGCGGGAAUAGUGAUAUUCCUAAUGUAAUGUAAAUAUUUAGUUCCUAUCAAAGCACAGAUCUGGGAAUUUAUUUUUAGGCAACACUGAGGAAAAUCUGAAUUAAACAGAAAUCUGAAUGAGAGAUCCUGUGUUUUUCUACACAGUUCAACAAUGGAGUUUGGUGAACCUCUGGGGAGAUUAGUUUUUUUUUGUAUUUUUAAAGUGCCCUAAUCUUUCCCUUGCAAGAUUUUUCUUCUUUACCCAUCCUACGAUCGACCUGCGGUAAUAAAGCUGAGGCAGCCGCCCAAAUUAGAGCACAGAUCAUCUGACAUUGGUGUUGAUUGUGGAGAAGCAAAGUCCAGCACCAAGUGUGGAGGCCUUUCAUACAGGUCAGCAAACAAGACAGGAAUGCAAGAUUAUUUGUUCCAACAGCUGUGCUUUUAGGAUUUUGGCAAGCUCGCAUGCAUGGCAAAGUUUCAGUGAUGUAAUUUAAUGUGUUGGCAGAGCAGGCAUAGACUACAGCAAGUGGUCUGGACAACUUUGGGCAAGGCUGCAGUGGCCUCAAGCUGAAGCAGUUUGCUGGCAACUAAUAUCAGUGAAAUAUUAUCUGAGCCUGAGGGUUGAGUUCCAGACUUCAAAUUGGUACGUGCUCUGGAGUACCUUAGCUUCCUUGGAGACUCAGUACAACUGAACGUUUUCCCCAGUCAAGUACAAAAACUGCCCCAAGAUUCACAAAUGCUUUCAUCCAGCUGGGGACAGCUGACAAGUCAAUCAGCAGAGGCCUGUGUUUCUUCAAUGACCGAGCUAAGCAAGUUGCCUUAAUUGAAGAAUAUCAUCCCAACAACAAUUAGACCGGGGGUCUUCAAACUUGACAGCUUUACCACUUGUGGACUUCAACUCCCAGAAUUCCUCCUCCAGUCAUGUUAGCUCAAGAAUUCUGGGAGUUGAAAUCCACAAGUCUUAAACUUGCCAAGUUUGAAGGCCCUUGAAUUAGACAAUGACUAGGAUUAGAUUGGAACAAAGGUCAGAUGAAGUGACAAUUGUGGCAAAAGCAAGUAAUGACAUCAAUUAUGCAUAUCAUUAUCAGAACCACUUCAUGAGUCAGUGGGUUAUUUUGGGGGGAGGGGGUUGAUAGUGAGAAAGAGCACUGCAUUUUCGCUAUAUCCUGGUUAUAUGUUCUAAAUGUUUAUAGCAAUAGCACUUAAACUUAUAUACUGCUUCACAAUGCUUUACAGCCCUCUUUAAGCAGUUUACAGAGUCAGCAUACUGCCCCUAACAAUCUGGGUCCUCAGAAGGAUGGAAGGCUGAGUCAACCAUGAGCCGCUCAGAAUUGAACUUUAGUGAGUGAGCAGUAAGUUAGCCUGCAAUGCUGGGGCACCACAGCUCUUCCAAUGGUUUUUUAUUUAUUGGAUGAGUAAGAUGAAUUUUUAACCUAGAGCAAGCUGAUACAGCACUGGCUUAUUUUUUCCAUUAGCUUUUCCCAAAGUAAAGAAACUCUUACUCAAUGUAAAGCUAAUUGCUCCCUAAUAAGCAUUUUUGUGUUGCUUAUUUUUAUUCUUCUCCUAUGUGUAUUUUGCUAUUCAAUCUCUUAGUAAACUAAUCAGAUGGAGCUAGAUUGCCAAAGGGAGGAAGGAAGGGUCAGAAUGUCAAAUUGGGCAAAGCCAGAGGGGUCUAGCACAACUUAUUGUGGCUAACUCACUGCUAUUUCGCCAUGGCCAACUCACCAUGGCCAUCUUGUUGCAACCAACUCAGUGCAGCGAUCUUGCUACAGCCAACUCGCUGCAGGACAAUCAGCAUCAGAUAAGAACACGAUGAAUAUUAUACACCACUGUUUCUUCUACAUCAUUUCAAUUUUUGUCAAAGGAAAUAGUGUUGAAGAAACAGCAGCAGAUAAUAUUUAUCACAUUGAUUUAUUCCACAUAGAAUUGUCCUACAGCAAGUUGUCCCAGCAGUGAAUUGUCCCAUGUUGAGCUGGCAGCAGUAAGAUGGCCACUGAGAGAUGGUUGCACUGGGUUAGCUGUGGUGAGUUGUCCCUGACAAGCUGUCUCAUUCCAAAGUCAGAAUGUCAAACUGAAUUGGAAUAUUCGAAAUAAGCUUUUGCUGAAAAGCUGAAUUAUUCCUUAAUAAUAGGACUAACCACAUCUGUGAUACAAAAAUUCAGGCAGUAGAUAGAAUUAGUGACUUGUGAGUUUUCUGUUUCUCUUUGGUAUCAACCAGCAAUCAUCUGAGGUUCUGCAUCCCUGAUAUAAAAAUAAUCCAACCAGGGCUUGCUCAUUUGGUUUCACUAAAAUGUUUCUAAAUUGUCGUUUCAAUAUGAAUAUAUUCAAAUCAUUUGCUGCAUUUCAUUAAGGAUGUAAGGUAGGCUACAUAUUUUAAAUUGUAUUUGAAAUCAUUAAGGCAAAUACUGUAUUAUUUGAUCCAGUAUUUACAUUUAAAAGCAAUUAUUAUUUAAAUACUACAGAAAAAAAGCUUAAAAUGAAUUUACUAUCUUACAGUACAUAAUUAUGCUUGAAUAACUUAUCCCUCAACUAUGACACUGGGUCAAAAUUUAACUUCCUAAUAUUGGGUGUGGGGAGUAAUAGCUUGCAUGGCUUUUUCUAAUUCAGUUAAGGUGGCUCUAUAAUUUUGAUCUAGGAGUAAUUUUAAAUUAUUCUUCCAAAUUUAUUUUUAAAGCAAUAGCUAGGAGGACAAUGUUGAAUUGACUGCAGUUAUGUUAAAUUCUCUACCCUGCCCAACCCCAAAUAGAUAUUUUCCCUCUUUAAAGAAUCCUUUCCUUUCCAUUCUUCUGCAGUACACAGGAGAUUCAGAAAAUGUUACAUUUCUUUAUUAGAAAAAAAAAUCAGCACAUUUCUAGAUGUUUAAAAUGAAGCACUGGUUACAAGAAAAGAAUAUCCCCGGAAAGGUCCAGAUUAUUUCAUUUGUUUCUUUUGUAUGCAAGUCAGAAGCCCGUGAUUU